UAGCACCACUAAUCAGCAGUCUUGCUUCACGAUAACGUUCUGCUUCACCAGCUGCUCCUGCACACUCUGAGCGGCUCAUUUUCGCUGAUCAGCUUUUUGUGACGACUUAUCCCCAGCUUCACGCCUUUUCACAUUUGACGAACAUCUCAACAUGAGCAUGGACGCUGGCGGUCUUGCUCACAUGACUUAUAACAACAGUCCUAAUGGCUUCCCAGCCGGUGGCCUUGGCGUGCCCGGCGCAGGCUUCGGUAACCGCUCUCGCCUCAGCAAUAAGAGGCUGAGCGUCGCCUUGCCUCCAAGGGUCAACCCGAUCCAGGAGAAUCUGGUCGACAAUCCGACUCCGCGCACCAGCCGCUCACACCUGCUUGCAGGUCUUCGUACGCAGCCGAAGCAGACGAACGUUCCGGCUUCCGCUCCUUAUCAUCAGACCGAGCACCAGGUGCAAGGUCUGGGUGCUUCCCGAUGGGCUAAUCCAGCCUACAAUAAUGGAUAUGGCCAGAAUGUCCCGCAGACUGCCACAGGCACUGGCUUCAACCUGGCCAACCAGUAUGCCAUGAGCGCUGGUCAGCAGAUGUAUGCACUGCCCGAGCAAGUUAUGGCACCGCCGAAUUUGUACGAUCAGAUGGAGGAUGUUGAUCCUGCUGUACUCCAGCAGAUGCAAAUGACCAGCUUAUACCUCGCUCAGCGUAAAGAGCAGCUCCAGCAGCAGCUCGCCAGCCUUACCGCUGCAACGCAGGGAAUAAGUCUGAAUACCAACAUGCAGCAUGCCAGCUUUCAGGCUCCCAUGACGCCGCAGACGCCCACGAACUACUACCCGCAGCAGCAGCAGCAGCAGCUUAUGUCGCCAAUCGAAGUUCAGCCUGGCUUGUUCCUCAUGUAUAACCCGGCCAUCCAGGGCUACAGCUAUGUCAUGGAUCAGUCUGCUCAGCAGCAGCAGAUGCAGACGUCUAUGUCACCAAUCCAGCAUGGUCAGGCAACUGCCUUUUCUCCAGCUGCUUACGAGCCGCCAACUCCAAGCGUGCAGAUCUCUCCGCCGGGUACUGAGAGAUCUACACCCACGAACGGGCGCUCCUUCACCCCACCCAAAAAGGCACCUUCUCCACCUUCCACGCUUGAGCACGUCGAGCCGCUUCCGCCGCCAUCUGCCAACGCUUUCCGCCGCGGACACAAGAAGGCCGUUUCCUCGCUCUCUAUCAAUCCAAAUGGUAUCGUCACGGACGGGCCAAAGACGGCUUCCGCUGCGAUGUUCGGCGCUCAGCGAGGCAUCUACCCGCCUACGCCGGCCACAGGCACCUUUGGCCCUGGCGCUGCACGUGCCGGUGAGCACCCAUUGCGUCAACCUCGUGGCCCACCGCCGCUCGAGCAGCUCACCGUUGCCCCGACGAGCAAGCAUGAGGGAAGCAAGAAUUUUGCCACCCGUCAGCGCCGCCGCGCUCUUGACAGCCUGAUGAAGGCUGGCACGAGCCGCCGUGCUGUCUCUCGCUCCUCAAACGGCACCCCGCUUAGCGAGAGCGACUUUAAUCUUUCCGUCGCUGAAGACGUUGAAGACAUCAUCUCCGUCAGUAGCGCUGGCAGCAGAAAGAUGAGCCCGAUCGGCUCGGAGAUGAAGGAGAAGCGUGGCUCUCAAGGCUCUGCCGAUGGCUACUUUGGUCUGACUUGCAGCUCUGCUAGCAGCAGCGAGAGCGAGGAGAUGGGUGCCUUCAAGCAGCCUUUGACCCCGGUUACACCCGGCGACCGCAAGCAGAUGAUGCUUGGCGUCCUUUCCGCGGCUGAGAAGAGGAAGAGCUUCGUCUUCUAAGUGUGCAUUGACGUGCUCUCCGAACGUACGCUCUAGCUUAUCAACAUCAUACUAUUGCUACGAUAUGCGAUGUGGGAUCUGAGAUGGUUGGGUUAUGACGCUCCGUGCAAUGCUAGAAGCGGAUCACGACAACAAAAGAGCGUAGCGAGCGCGGCGCAUCACCUGACAGUUGCAGCGCACUAUGCAUGCGGCUGGUGCUCGAUACACUGUGCAUAUUGAUUUGUUUCUUGGCGAGCCUGUAUUCUUGCUAGCUAGCUUGCAGAUAACGGCCGAUGAUGAACCACCGUCACUCCUUCGAUAAUGUCUAUCUCAUAAACCAUCUAAG
Baudoinia panamericana UAMH 10762 is the source of this 2123-nucleotide messenger RNA. RefSeq lists its product as uncharacterized. The record is from RefSeq and is a predicted model, not a curated record. The transcript has a single exon. NCBI's taxonomy places the organism in Eukaryota, Fungi, Ascomycota, Dothideomycetes, Mycosphaerellales, Teratosphaeriaceae. Bases 152 to 1798 code for a protein of 548 amino acids.